AGGAAGCGUAUGGCUUUGCAAGAAGGCACAGCAGGCCACACUUGUGACUUCAACAUGGACUUUGACUACCAGCAGAUUAAAGAUUCAGAAAUGCGUCUGCCGGCGCCACAAUCCGAACAGCCGCCCGCAAGACAGAUUCCUCCCGUCAAACCGCGACGGAGCAUCAAAUCCCGCGCGACGCCGAAGGAGGAGGCGGGGCCUCCCGGCCCGCCGACCAAUGGCAGGGAGGUUGAGGCAAAGAAGGAAGCGGUCAUUCAGAGGGUGUCCCCUGCAGUGCUGCGCUGUGGGGGCCCCGGCCCCGGCCCCGGGCCCCUGGAGGCCCUGUCCCCCUCCCUGAGGGCCCACACCCUGCUGUGGUUCGAGCGAUCCCAGCUGCCCCGGCUGCGCAGACCAGGGCAGCCGCUGCCCCGCUGGCUACACGGCUUCGCCACGCGCAGAGAAGCAGAGGAGCUGUUGAAAGAUGAGCCUGAGGGCUGUUUUCUGGUGAGGCUCAGUGAGUCUAAGAUCGGCUUCGUCCUCUCAUACAGGGGUAGGGACAGGUGCCGACACUUCAUCCUGGAGGAGGAGGACAGGGCUCCAGAGGGAGGGAGGCAUUACCUCAUCGCCGGGGAGGAGAGUCGCCAUGGCAGCCUGCAGGAGCUGAUAAACUACUAUACCCAGCAUCCCGUUGGGCCCUUUCAUGAAGUGUUGACCGUGCCCUGUGUCAAGGGAAAGAGGGGCAGUGAGGAUUUGGCAGGACAGGGUGCGGGAGGGACAGGGGGAGGGGCGCCGGGGGCAGAACAGGAGUCCUCCACUGUCCUAUCUGCCCCCCUGAUGCCCGAACUGCCCCCCGGAACCCCCGGAUCCCCCAGACCCCCCAGCGGCCCCCCCGGGCCCCCUGAGACGGCGCAGUACGCGGUGGUGAGGAAGCCUAUGAGGAAGGCCAACUCCCUGCCAGACAGACAGACGGACGAGGAGACAGAGGUGCCAAACUUCAUCCCCGUCGACCCCCCGAAAUCGACCCCCCCAGCGGAGAGCGACCAGGAAGGGGUGGAACCGGGCGACCCCCAAUACGCCCGCGUCAACAAACCCCACCGGGCCUUGGCCAGCACGGCCGCCCGCUCUUCCUCCCCCUCCCCCUCCUCCUCCUCCUCCUCCUGGGCUGACGCCCAGCCGGGAGCCCGCUCCCCGCCCCCCACCCCCCCGCGGGCGUUGGGGGAGGAGAAGUACUGGGAGCUGGUGCCCAUGCACACCUACGAGGAGACGCACCAUGUGACCCAGACGCAGGAGUCACAUGACCACAUCGACUUCUACGCCAUGGGGCGCCGGGCGGACCUUCAGCGGAGCGAGGAGGGCGCUCAGACCCACCUGUACUCGGAGGUGAAUCUGAGGGGGUUGAGUGACAGGCCCCCCACAGCACCCCUCCCCCCUCCUGCCAGGACCGCCCCCGGCCUGCCCCUCAGACCGCCCCCGCGACUGCCAGACUACCCCCCCAACCUGGACCCCGCCCAACAGAGAUUGGAUGGCCGCCUCCCUCUGACUCCGCCCCCUCAGGCCGGCCCCUCCCCCAGCCCCAUUUACGAGCAGAUUCCCGAGGGGGGGCUUUCAGCUCGACCCCCCCUGCCCCCCCAGAACCCCAAGCACUGACGGCCAUCACAGUCCUGCGAUUACCUGUACUUACAUUGACACUGUGGCAAAUUCAUGAGGGCCGUACAUUAAUUUUUUUUCCAGCUGUACUAAAUCCAGGGGUCAUAAACAUUUCUGUCAAGCAGGAAGAAUUCCAAUACUGCAACUUUGCUGAAAUAAAAUCAAAAUCUCUGUUUUCUAAAAA
This is a messenger RNA of Conger conger (European conger), 1810 nucleotides long. RefSeq names its product SH2 domain-containing protein 7. Gene Ontology annotation, cellular component: cytoplasm. The record is from RefSeq and is a predicted model, not a curated record. The transcript has 10 exons. The coding region runs from base 10 to 1626 and encodes 538 amino acids. Lineage: Eukaryota; Metazoa; Chordata; Actinopteri; Anguilliformes; Congridae.